Vollenhovia emeryi is the source of this 878-nucleotide messenger RNA. Its product is annotated as serine protease gd-like. The record is from RefSeq and is a predicted model, not a curated record. Lineage: Eukaryota; Metazoa; Arthropoda; Insecta; Hymenoptera; Formicidae. Gene Ontology annotation, molecular function: serine-type endopeptidase activity. Gene Ontology annotation, biological process: proteolysis. The transcript is spliced from 2 exons. The coding region runs from base 87 to 746 and encodes 219 amino acids.
CAUAUUUAAAUGAUGUGUAUAAUACGAAAGAAGCUUACGGGAUGUCUCCGAAUUAAAAGUGUGGAUUGUUACAAAAUAUAAUUUAUAUGUAUGUCUUCCUUGCAGCGGGGCACUGCAUGAAAGUACACUCGAGUGACAACACUACACUACACUCCAAUAUGUUAGAAGUGAUAAUGGGGCGAUUUAACUUGUACGAAUUGCGCGGAAAUGGAUCUGCCAAUCGGAAAGUCGCAAGCUACAUGAUUCAUCCCGAUUAUGCUCACUAUCUCAAAGCUACUUCCGAUCUCGCGGUUUUGACCCUCAAGAAAGUCGUCGAGUUCAAUCCUCUUAUCAAGCCUAUUUGUCUAUGGUCCGGUUUAACUCAACUUGAAGACGUCAUUAGUAGGACAGGAUACGUUGUAGGAUGGGGUGAAGAUGCGUUGAAUCGUCGUGAUGUCAACGAUCAACGGAUGGUGAGGGCGACGAUAGUGAGUCACGGUACCUGUCUCUGGUCUGAUGCUAGAUACUUUAGUUUCGUGUCGGAUAACACCUUUUGCGCUGGCAACUUAGACGGAUUUAGUCCUUGUAACGGUGACAGUGGAAACGGGCUGAUACUUUUGAAUAAUAUCACGGGCAGUUAUGAGUUGCGUGGUAUUGUUUCACGAACUGUACUAGGUGAAACUAUGCAAUGCGAUCCACAAAAAUACGUUGUUUAUGUUGAUGUGGCCAAAUAUAUACCCUGGAUUCAACGACAUAUUUCGACGUAACGUUCGUCUUGCGUUGCAAAAUGCUAUACAUGUUAAUCGAUAUGCUUCUUUAUGUAAAGUUUAUUCGAAGACGCCGUACAUAUGUACAGUUACGCGUGAGGAUUAAACAAUCAUGAAUUCUGUUUUUGGUUA